CUAAUUGGAGUUGAAUGGAACAAUAAAACGAAACUAGACUCUGAAAAAGAAGGUGGAACUUCAAUGGGUGAUUCAAUUCAUGCUUCUAUUUCUUGUAAUUGAUUAAGAGUUUCAAAAUGACCAACGAACAAACAAGGCCGUGUGAAUACAGUAAGCAUAACUCUUGCUGAGACCCAAACGAAUUGAAUAAAGAAAGAACUACAUUCUGAGACUUCUCCUGGGAUGGUUGCAGCAGGAGGUUCCUAAAAAUACCCAUCUGUUCCACCCAAGUAAACUACUCAACCAUCCAGCAGAAUCAGUACCUGCUCUUUGAUGUUAAGGGGAGCAGCGACUAAAGCCAGAUUCAAUUAUGAUCAAGAUCAACUAACCUGAAUCUCAUGGUUUAGUUGAAAAAUUGCAGUUCAGGUGUCCACCAACUCCAUCUCAACAGCUCCACAGGUCCAUCAGAGAGGCUCAAAAGCAUCCCUAGCAAAGCUAUAUAUGCUCAACUCCGCCAAUCCUUCACCAUCAAGCUCACCAUUUCAAAGCCUUCACAAUCGAACUCCCCUUCACACAAAGAUCCCGACUAACACACAUCUGUAAAUCCAAUGGCGAAACCUGUAGCCAGUUGCUUCUGCCUUAUCCUUCUGGCAGUCAUUGCUGCAAUUUCCUGUGCUGCCAAUGCUGCCAGACUCCUAGACGAGCUCAACCCAGCUCCCUCUUCAGCAUCAACUCUGGCUCCCACCACCGCAUUACCAAGCGGCCCAAUCCCCGCAGCCCCGGUAGAUGAUGAUGACGACUCCGACGAAGCAGCUGACCCACCACUUCCAGACGCCGAAGUCACUCCUCCAGCCGUCACAGCCCCAAUUUCCGAUGAAGCACCGCCGGCUACUACUCCUCCUCCCGUCGCAGAGGAGGAAGCCCCAAUUCCUAGCCCCACCGCUAUUCCAACAGCUCCGACGGCGGCAACCGCAGCUACCACCGUCACAGCCACGGCGGCGGCAACCGCACCAGCUUUGUCCUUCUUUAUGCACGACAUCCUGGGCGGGAGCCAUCCGUCGGCCAGAGUAGUCGCCGGCCUAAUCGCGAGAACCGACAUCAACGGAAUCCCAUUCUCCACCCCGAACAACAACAUCUUCCCGCUCCAAGGAGGAACCCCGCUGCUAAACCCUAACAACAUCAACAACCUAAUCAACCCAAACACCGCCCCACUAAUGACCGGCCUGAACCCCGGCAGCGCCCGCUCCCAACAGACCAACACCGUCCUCCAGAACGCCGGCAGCAGCGGCAGCAGCGUCGUCAACCCGGCCAGCGGCAGCCAGCCGUUCGUCACCGCCGGCCAGCUCCCUGCGGGGCUAACCCUCCAGAAGCUGAUGUUCGGGUCGAUUACGGUGUUCGACGACGAAUUGACGGAGGGCCACGAGCUGGGGUCGGCGGUUUUGGGGAAGGCACAAGGGUUUUACCUGGCGAGCUCGCUGGACGGGACUAGCCACACGCUGUCGUUGAGCUUGUUGCUGCACGGCGGGGAGAAAGAGCAUGAGGCGGUGGAGGAUACGAUUAGCUUCUUCGGGAUUCAUCGGAAUGCGUCUCCGGUGUCGCACAUCGCGGUGGUGGGCGGGACCGGGAAGUAUGAGGACGCCAAAGGGUACGCGACGAUUGAGACGAUUCAGCAGGAGGAUCAGCAUGUUACCGAUGGGGUGGAUACCAUUACUCAUAUCAAUGUCUAUCUCUCUAAGUAGAAGGGAGGAGGAAGAAGAGAGGGAAAAUGUGGCUUUGGGUUUAAUUUGUGUUUUCUUUCUACUUGCGAUAAUUUCUAUUUCCUUGGAUGUUAUGGUGAAUUUCAACGGUUAUGAAGAAAAUUGAAAGAGAAACAUUAUAAGUAUUUUUUUCCUUUUUCUUUAUUUUUGAUGAAAAAUAUUCUCCUUAGUUAACCCGGUAAAUAUAUGUGAAUUAGUGAAGGACUAUAUAUAAAUCAUGUCCCACUAAAAAUUAAUGAGAUAAAUAAACGGAUAAAAUUAAGGUGAAUGCGUUCGCCAAUAAUUUUUUGAUUACGACACCAAAUGUAUAUACAAAAUGCAAAACACAAUGGAACAUUUCAAUUCACAUGAAAUAUUUGAUGCAUAGAGGCAAGAUAAUCCGCAGCGUAAUUGCUCUCCCGAAAUAUAUGCACUAUUUGAAACCAUGCGCACUAUUAAUAUUUAAGUGUCAGAGCACCCCUCAGCGCUCUAUUUAUUAAAAAAAAAAAUUGAGGCAUAUUAAGUAUUUCCAUUUGUGGAAGUGUGAUCAUUGUUAUGUUUAGUAGUUUUAGUUUGAUAUAAACUAUUAUUAAAACAAUUUCAUCCACAUAAUCUAAUAAGUAAUAACGAAGUAAAAGAGGAGUGAGCUAUCAUAUCGAAUAACCUGACAUUGAUAACAAAUAGGUGUAAGGUAAGAAAGUGAUUUUUUCUAAAAAAAAUCACAAUCUAUUUGUGUGCUUCUAGCCAUACCAAUAUUCCCAUUCCCCGUCACUCAAAUAACUAACUAUUUUUUGUUUUUUACAAGAGGAGCACUUGUAUUGCAAUGAGAGUCACGGUUACACGGGGGUGAGAACCACAAUGAAAGCAGGAAACAGAGCAACAAUGGAGCCAGAUGUCAAAGCAAUCUAAAUCAAAAGAGAAUGCCAGAAAAUGAACAAGAACUAGAUUUAUCUCCAACAAAAGAAUCUCCACAACAAGAUGCUAACACUGAGAACCCAAAACCCGUGCUUCUACAAUAUUCAGCACAGCACAAGCAAGGUUCCAACUCGCCCAAAACCAGACAAGUCCAUGGCUAUUGAACAUUGCAACGCCAUAAGCCGCCACCUAGGGAUCGUUCAGAGCUAAAUAGGUCGAGGAAGUCGGAGGCAAGGAUGACCAUGAACCGGGAAAAAUGAAGAAUCAACUUCACCAUCUCCAGAAAGCCAAAGAAACAAAGCCAACAACACCAAAAAUGAUACCACACCCCACUUCAGUCGACUGAAAGUCUCAAGAAAACCAGUGGAAGAAGGGAGGGAGGAACAGUGAAUAUGCUCGCCAGAAGAGAUGAGCACACCAACAAAGAGUAGAACCUCCAACAACAAAAUACCAUUAGAAACACUCCAAGUAGCAAUUUUCAGGUCCAAGUAGCAAAGCCAAACGAGAUCUAGAAACUAGAAAGAACACUGUGGAUAAACCCACUUGGAAAUGACCACGAAGGUUCAGAAAAAAGCCACCAUGUGCUGGAGAAAAACGCACAACCAACAAAAUAUAGAAAAAAUAGCAAAAGGAAAACCUUGGGCCACAUUUGUCACCAAAAGAAAGCCGACAACAAACCUAAUGAAAAGGGAAAAGGCGGUGGCCUUUAGAGAGAAGGGAGAUCGAACAAAUUCAAAAUAAGAUUAAAUAAGGAGAGCAAGGUAUAAAAAAUGAGAUUAGGUUUGUCACGACUUAAAUAACUAACAAAAAGAUGUGGUGUUCACUCUAUUUCUUUGGUUUCCCUCAUCUUUAUUGUUUCAUAUAUGUUGAGAUUGAAUUAAUCAUAUUUUGUUGGUGUUGGCAUCCUAUCGAGAUUUGAUAGAUUUUUAAUUGAUUUAAUAUCUUAUUCCUCUUUCAAUAGACUUGUUGGUGACAACAACAAUACGCUUUAUCUCGACCUAGAUUCAAAAUGGUCGUCGUUGCACUAAAUCUAAUACCUAGUU
Molecule: messenger RNA, 3673 nt
Organism: Linum trigynum
Lineage: Eukaryota; Viridiplantae; Streptophyta; Magnoliopsida; Malpighiales; Linaceae
Source: the annotation of a GenBank genome assembly